Molecule: messenger RNA, 1157 nt
Organism: Tripterygium wilfordii
Lineage: Eukaryota; Viridiplantae; Streptophyta; Magnoliopsida; Celastrales; Celastraceae
Product: 40S ribosomal protein S6-like
Exons: 6
Coding region: 133-882 (249 amino acids)
Biological process (GO): translation
Cellular component (GO): ribosome
Molecular function (GO): structural constituent of ribosome
Source: RefSeq, a predicted model, not a curated record
UUCGUCGUUCUCAUCUGAUGCAUCUAUAAAGGACACUCGGCGCAGCCAAAACCCUAAUCGCUACACAGGAGCCCUUGCGCAGUAGAGCAGUCGCAUUUCCCUUGGUGGCCGUAGCGUAGCACUCCGUCGAAAAUGAAGUUCAACAUCGCGAAUCCAACGACUGGAUGUCAAAAGAAGCUGGAAAUUGAUGAUGACCAGAAACUACGAGCAUUCUUUGACAAGAGAAUUUCACAGGAAGUUAAUGGAGAUGCCCUCGGUGAUGAGUUCAAGGGCUAUGUGUUCAAGAUCAUGGGAGGCUGUGACAAGCAAGGUUUUCCAAUGAAGCAAGGAGUGCUGACUCCUGGCCGUGUUCGUUUACUACUUGCCAGAGGUACCCCUUGCUUCCGUGGACAUGGAAGGAGAAAUGGAGAGCGUAGGAGGAAGUCUGUCCGUGGUUGCAUUGUCAGCCAAGACCUCUCUGUCUUGAACUUGGUUAUUGUCAAGAAAGGUGAAAAUGAGCUUCCUGGUCUGACUGAUGUUGAGAAGCCAAGAAUGAGGGGACCAAAGAGAGCUUCUAAAAUUAGGAAGCUGUUUAACCUGUCAAAGGAGGAUGAUGUCCGGAAGUAUGUGAAUACUUAUCGUCGUACCUUUACCACCAAAAAUGGUAAGAAGGUCAGCAAAGCCCCCAAAAUUCAGAGGCUUGUGACUCCUUUGACUUUACAGAGGAAGCGUGCAAGAAUUUCUGAGAAGAAGAAGAGAAUUGCGAAGGCCAAGGCAGAGGCCGCAGAGUACCAGAAACUUCUUGCCUCCAGGUUGAAGGAGCAGCGUGACCGACGCAGUGAAAGUUUGGCAAAGAAGAGAUCAAGGCUCUCUGCUACCUCUAAGCCAUCUGUUGUGGCUUAAUGGUGAUUUAAAGUAGCUGGUAAGGUUGUCGGCCUGAUGCCUCGGAUAUGGGUUGGGGUAAUUUUGUUUGUUAAUUUGGAGAAUUCAUGAGAUUACUUCCUUGUUUCCUGCUAGCAAUCGUCUUCUAGACAAAUGAGAUUUUGUUUUAUUAUGUUUCUAUGUUGAGUGUAACUUCUAUCAUUUGCUAUAAUCUCACCUUUAUGUUGGAUUUAAGCAAAUGUUGUGGUUGGUUUAUGAUGAAUCUUCUUUGAAGGAUAUCGUAAUAUGUGUAGAAA